Rotaria sordida is the source of this 810-nucleotide messenger RNA. NCBI's taxonomy places the organism in Eukaryota, Metazoa, Rotifera, Eurotatoria, Philodinida, Philodinidae. The record is from the annotation of a GenBank genome assembly.
AUGGUCGACAUCAAUCGUCGAAGUCCUGUAACAUGCACUUGUGGUAAGACAGUUCAACAACGAAAUCUUGCUCAACAUUGUUCAAGCAAAAGCCAUACUGCAUUUGCAGCUAAGCACCUGCCAAUUGCCAAGGAUGAAAAGGAUGAUGUAGAAAAGACCGGUUCAUCUGACCUUCUCUUUGAUCUCACAGCAUUUCUACGUGAACAUGAUCUACGUACCGAUCAUGGUCGCAUUCAAGCCAUCGUGGACCGACGUCUGAAUAUGGAUCCGUAUACGAAAGUCAAAUUAAGUAUGGAAAAUGGAGAACCAAUAUUGAAUCAUUACGAUAUUGAUCACAUUCAUGAAGCACAAAUACUUGCUUGUGCCAUUCGUCACACACCUGAACUGGCACCUCGAGUUAGUAAUACGCUGGUAUUGCAACCAUUACGAUCUGUUUUGAAUGAUGUUUCGAAUUUGGCCAUCACCGAAGCAAAGGUGAACCGAUCGAAAGGUCAAGCCGUGAAAUAUUUCUUGGGACAUUUUCAGACAUCAACAGAAUUACCGCUUCUCUCGGCAUUUAUUCAAACAGCGGAUGGCAAAGAACGUUCAAUCGCUCAUUUUGCACGAAAUAUUGUCGAUACAAUACAAGCGACUAGUAGUGAUAUGAGUGACUCGAUUCGUCAAACACGUAUGGAAAAUGGGUAUGUAACCGGAGCUAAUUCGUACGAAACAGUUGCUGAACAAUUCGAUACAAUCAUCGAUCGAAUGCAAUUGAAUUGGAAUGAAGGAGUAAAACUUCGAAAUGGUAAAACGUACUAUGUAAGCACAUGA